GGCGGGGCCCAACUCCACGGAUAUCGCUUGUUUAAAAUGUCUCCUUAACAACCGAACUGGAAGUCAAACAGCAGAAGUUUUCGUGGGGCAAACGCUUCGUAAGUGACACAUCUCCGGGUCACUGCGCAUUUAUCAAGUCUCGAUAACGGACGGCAACCCAUAACGGCGCGACGGUGGAUCUAAAUAAGGAGUCGGAAUGGCCGGGACUGGCGAGGGAAAGAAAGAAGAGGCCGACUACAAGAGACUGCACAGCUUCCCUCUCAUCAGGCACACAGACAUGCCAGAGGAAAUGAGGGUUGAGACCAUGGAGCUGUGUGUUACAGCCUGUGAGAAGUAUGCCACCAACAAUGAGAGUGCUGCAAAGAUGAUCAAGGAGUCCAUGGAUAAGAAAUUUGGCAGCUCGUGGCACGUGGUCAUUGGCGAAGGCUUCGGCUUUGAGGUCACACACGAGGUGAAGAAUCUUCUUUACAUGUUCUUCGGAGGAAGCCUGGCCGUCUGCGUGUGGAAGUGCUCGUAGCACCUUCUCUGACGUUCUCGCCGGGCUGGAAAUGAACCACCAGCUACCAUCCAGAUGCUGGUUAUACUUGUUUCGGCAGGUUAGGUCAGGUCGCUACCAGCCACUGAGGCAGGAACCGCGAAGCGCUCGUUGAUUUUAAAAAUGCAGCGAGAAUAGAAGAAAGGGGGUUUUGAUUGCGACUUUGGCUGGUGGGCCUAAAAAUAGCGUCUCGCCUUGUCUGUCACCGGUCUGUUCCUCUCUGUUGUUAACCAUCCAUCUCUCCAUUCAGUACAUUAAAUAAAAAAAAAAAGGAAAGAGGCGAGAACAUUUGUGAGCAUGCAUGUGCAAGCAAGUUCAACUUCUCCAACAAUUACAGCCAGCCAGGGUCUCCAAAGUCCUUUACCCUCAUUCCUCUGCAGGGAGUGUGUGUAUGUGUGAGUGUUUUAUGUUUGUGUGUGCUGGACACACACGUUUUUGUUUUUUCCUUCUUUUUAAGUAGCACCACGUCAUCGCCGUGCUCUGCAGUUUGACAAGACUGCGCAACACUAAGCCGUCCACGCCGCCUGUAACUUUACACGUGUCUUUCUCUAUCCAACUGCACUAGUGUUUCAAUAAAAUUUGUAAGAUUUUUUUAUGUGUACAUAUUUUGAUGCAACUUGAAAACACUUCUUUUUAAGGACCAGUUCAUCUUCUUACGAUUAAAAAGGCUCUGAGUCUUCUGAGCCGAACAUGGCACCCGACCUCACCUUUUCUCCUCGUUAAGGUGUUUGUUAUUAUCCCUAAUAAUAUCAUCACCCCACUGGGUGAUAACAGCAGUGUGAUUGUUUUCAUGUUGAUGCCAGUUUUAAUGAUCCUUUGUUGGAUCAUUACGCGUGAAGUGACCUGAUUGUAUAAUAAACUGAAAUGUGUAAAACAGAGCCCGA
Molecule: messenger RNA, 1419 nt
Organism: Maylandia zebra (zebra mbuna)
Lineage: Eukaryota; Metazoa; Chordata; Actinopteri; Cichliformes; Cichlidae
Product: dynein axonemal light chain 4
Biological process (GO): microtubule-based process
Cellular component (GO): dynein complex
Source: RefSeq, a predicted model, not a curated record